GGUGCAUGGACCCUGAGCAGAACAUGAACUGUCAUCAAGCCCUUGUUGGGACUGUUGUAUGGAAGGAGGAGACAGAAAGGCCAACAUCUGAGCAGCUUUCUGAAAAUCAUCAUUUUUCUCUGCUGUGUCAGUUGUUGUUUCUCUUAGAUCAUGUACACCUGGUGACAAACACAGCGCACAAGAGAAGCAGACAGAGAGAGAGAGAGAGAGAAAAAAAGUGGAUCCCUUUACCUGGACGUUAUUUCCAGCUCACAGUUCACGGAGGGAAGGAACAAUCCAAGAGGAUGGACCCAUCCAGCAUCAGGGCAAACACCAUCCUUGCUGUCUUCUCUGUGAUGCAGCUCGGUCUGAUCCCCACUAUGGCUGAGGGAGAGACAACAGUGUUUGGUACUGUUGGGGAACAGGUGAUCCUGCCCUGUAUUGACAAAUUCCAAAAUGAUGGGGUGACCUGGAAAUACAAUGACCUAGUUGUGAUCCAGUAUCAGAAGCAGCUCUUGAGAGGCAAAACUCUGUUGUUCAAUCGAUCUGAAUUAAAUAAGCAGGAGAUGUCCAAGGGAGACUUCUCCCUGAUACUGUCACAGCUGAGGCACUCUGAUGCUGGCAAAUACAUCUGUGGAGUCGGUUCCAGAACUUUCAUGGUCCAGCUGCAGGUGUUUGAAGUUACAGGUUCUCCGAGUGGCUACCUCCUGCAAGGUGAAAAUCUCAUGCUGACCAUACAAGGUUCCUCAAGUGCCAGCAUCACCUGGUAUGACAACCGCAAGGACAAAGUGACAGCCACUCAGUCAAGAGAACUGAAGAAUGGUGGACACAGUCUGCAGAUACACAACCUCCGGGCUGAGGGCAGUGGAACCUGGAGGUGCCACAUCACAUCCCUGUCCGCUAAGCUGGACAUACCCUAUACGGUGCUGGUGAUAGGUUUUCAACAUUGUGACAGCCCACAUGCAUCGCCUGCGUCACUCCGUGUUUCCCUACCUAGAAGACUCCAUCCCGAUCCCCGCUUCUCACCACCAUAUGGACCCUAUACACCCUCUUAG
This is a messenger RNA of Dermochelys coriacea (leatherback sea turtle), 1034 nucleotides long. RefSeq names its product T-cell surface glycoprotein CD4-like. Gene Ontology annotation, cellular component: membrane raft; external side of plasma membrane. NCBI's taxonomy places the organism in Eukaryota, Metazoa, Chordata, Testudines, Dermochelyidae. The coding region runs from base 6 to 1034 and encodes 342 amino acids. Gene Ontology annotation, molecular function: protein tyrosine kinase binding; MHC class II protein binding. The transcript has 6 exons. The record is from RefSeq and is a predicted model, not a curated record. Gene Ontology annotation, biological process: positive regulation of ERK1 and ERK2 cascade; T cell activation; interleukin-15-mediated signaling pathway.